Cottoperca gobio is the source of this 1667-nucleotide messenger RNA. It is a transcript of the gene tmem221, whose product is annotated as transmembrane protein 221. The transcript is spliced from 3 exons. The coding region runs from base 256 to 1182 and encodes 308 amino acids. The record is from RefSeq and is a predicted model, not a curated record. NCBI's taxonomy places the organism in Eukaryota, Metazoa, Chordata, Actinopteri, Perciformes, Bovichtidae.
UAUUUAAAGCACAUCACAUGCUCAGACUGAGCAGCGGGGCGCUCCACCACAACAGGCAAACUACUGCAAAAAAUCCAUGUUGGGGAGGAAACUAUUCAUCCCAAAAGGAUCGUGGAAAAACAUUUUUAUUCACUCUGCAAUGCCAUCGCACUUUUGGGGAGUUUAGGAUCGUCGCACAAGUGUUUCUAAAGAGUCCGACCGGGAAAGGGACAUUUUUUUAUUCACUGGAGAAACCGCGUGAGAUUGAGGAUAAAGAUGCCACUCCAGUACAGCCAGCGGUCUCUAAUAGUUCUGUCUUUACUGGGGAUUUUAUCGGCCAUCAUGUCUGUUUUAUCGGUCAUUUUGAUUUUCCAGCUUCAGUCGCAACAGGCGGCAGUGAAGGAGUCUCCCCCUUCCACCUCCUCGAUCAUACCCGCUCCUAUCUGGGCCGUCCUGCUUCCUGUCUCCACGGUGCUCUCUGCUCUGUCCCUAACCCUCCAUUUAAGCUCUGUGGUCGUGUGUCUCCUCCACAGCUACUUUUCAACAGAGGUCUGCAGAGGGGAGCAGGAUACUGAAAGAGCCGACUGGUUCCUGUUGGAUAGCAGAGCUGUACGACACGUGGCUAUAGGACUGUUCUGCCUGGGGGUUUCUGUCUACUUGGCAGCUAUGUCCAUCUUUAUGCUCCUCAUAUUUGAGGUAGAGACAGGCAUGGCGAGCGCUUGCGUACUGUCCUCCGGGAUCUUAAUCCUACUGGUGGUUGUAAUCCACUCUCUGGUCAAAGCUUCUCACAGUGCCAAACACUAUCACAGCGACCACCUCGACACCCUCUACCAGAACGACCACGGAAGCAGCAACACACCCGUCUCCCGACCUUGUGAGCUCAAAAUUGGCGUGGACAAACCGCGGAUGCACAGCAGCCAGUCCCACCUGCAGCAUCAGAUCGCCUACCCUCAAUGUGGCAACCCGAGACAGCAACAAUACCAGCAACAGCAGUACUCCCCACCCGGAGGCUCCCAGGGCCACGCUAGUGAUAAAGACGGCUACAGCAGUGGUGGCAGUUGUCCCCGGAUGCACAGGACCCUGUCUACUGAAUCUGGCUUACUGCAGGCCCAGGUUAAACCCUGGAAUGGGGUUAACAAUGAGAUGAGGAGCGUCCUUGCACGCAAGUCAGGGAUUUCUGCAAAAGACUCUACUCUUGUGUGAAAGGAAGCUGACCUUGUGGUUAAAGACACUGGUGACCUUUAAGCAUCACAAGAGGACAGCUAACCGAUGUCAAACUGUCAGUUUGUACAUUUUUACACGCAUGUUUCUCCUGACUGACUGCAGACAACAUGGGACACAGAUUGAAAAAGGUUUUCACAUUUAUCAACUGAUUUCUCCUGUUCAGAUUAUAAAGAAUUGUUGAUUUGCUGAAUAUUGAGCACAACUUUUGUAUGAUUUGUAGUACUUUGUGUGAAAGAACUUGAUCAAUCUGGCAAAUGUAAAGUUUUCAUUGGAAUACUAUGAUCAUUUUAUUCUGCUGUAUAUGGUGGCUUCUUGCCAACUAUUUGUGCACAAUGUGCAGGUGUGUUUUGUUGUUCAAAGUGGUUUCAUAUCAACCAUCAAUUUAUUAGUUUUAGAAAACAUGAUUCAGUAUAAAAGUAGGAUGUUUUCAACACCUUAAAAUGAGAUUAAAAUAAUUUUCACAA